GCAGGCACACGGGGCCUCAUCAGUGGGGUCUCAGCUCCAGGCCCAGCACCCUGUGGACCAUGUGGGUGCCUCUGGGGCCCCCAGGACAGGGGUGGUACAGCCCCUGGGGGCCUCCCCAGCAGCAGACUGGGCAUCGGUCUGGUGGGGAGGGAGCUGCUGGGGGUGACUGCAGGCUGGCAGCCCCCUGGCUGUCUCUCCCUCCUGGGCUCUCCAGCCCCAGGCUGGCCACUUCCGAAGCCCCCGACGCCAUGGAGGAGUGGGAUGUGCCCCAGAUGAAGAAGGAGGUGGAGAGUCUCAAGUACCAGCUGGCCUUUAAGAGGGAGAUGUCGUCCAAGACCAUCCCUGAGCUCCUCAAGUGGAUCGAGGACGGGAUCCCCAAGGACCCGUUCCUGAACCCCGACCUCAUGAAGAACAACCCAUGGGUGGAAAAGGGCAAGUGUGCCAUCCUGUGAGGCCCCCGCCCCGCCCGCAGGCUCUUGCUCGUAGGGAGAACGACUCUAUAAAGGUGUGACUUUUAU
Lontra canadensis (Northern American river otter) is the source of this 518-nucleotide messenger RNA. It is a transcript of the gene GNG13, whose product is annotated as G protein subunit gamma 13. The record is from RefSeq and is a predicted model, not a curated record. Bases 60 to 452 code for a protein of 130 amino acids. Gene Ontology annotation, molecular function: G-protein beta-subunit binding. Lineage: Eukaryota; Metazoa; Chordata; Mammalia; Carnivora; Mustelidae. Gene Ontology annotation, biological process: sensory perception of taste; phospholipase C-activating G protein-coupled receptor signaling pathway. The transcript is spliced from 2 exons. Gene Ontology annotation, cellular component: heterotrimeric G-protein complex.